AGAAAACUGUAACCACAAAUGUGGUGGUUACAUGGUUUGCUGGUGGAUCACAUAUGAUGCAUGCUGGUGCGCAGGGGCGGACUGACAACUCAUGGGGCUCCCGGGCAAUAGGGGAUCAUGGGGCCCCUGCGUCCUUGCCCAAACUCAAAAAAGCCUAUGAAAAAGGUACCAGGGACAUCUCAUGGGGCCCCCUACUGACACCGGGCCCUCGGGCAGUGCCUGAGUUUCCAAAUGCUCAGUCCGCCCCU
Staurois parvus is the source of this 248-nucleotide messenger RNA. The record is from the annotation of a GenBank genome assembly. NCBI's taxonomy places the organism in Eukaryota, Metazoa, Chordata, Amphibia, Anura, Ranidae.